Messenger RNA from Pecten maximus, 980 nucleotides. Its product is annotated as U6 snRNA-associated Sm-like protein LSm6. Gene Ontology annotation, biological process: mRNA splicing, via spliceosome; maturation of SSU-rRNA. NCBI's taxonomy places the organism in Eukaryota, Metazoa, Mollusca, Bivalvia, Pectinida, Pectinidae. The record is from RefSeq and is a predicted model, not a curated record. Gene Ontology annotation, molecular function: RNA binding. Gene Ontology annotation, cellular component: sno(s)RNA-containing ribonucleoprotein complex; U6 snRNP; U4/U6 x U5 tri-snRNP complex. The coding region runs from base 99 to 338 and encodes 79 amino acids. The transcript has 4 exons.
GCGAGAUUAAACCACGUGAUGAUUCUUUCAGCCUUACCAAGAAAUCGUAAAUCUCGCGAUAUUUCAUUCUAUUUUUCGUGCAUCUUUCGACCGGCAAAAUGAGUAGAAAACAGACACCAAGUGAAUUUUUGAAGCAAAUUAUUGGUCGACCUGUUGUAGUAAAACUGAACUCCGGUGUGGACUACAGAGGUGUGCUGGCCUGUUUGGAUGGGUACAUGAACAUUGCAUUGGAGCAGACAGAGGAAUAUGUGAAUGGUCAACUAAAGAACAAAUAUGGCGAUGCCUUUAUCAGAGGAAACAAUGUGUUAUACAUUAGUACACAGAAGAGGAGAGUAUGAAGAUCUGAGUUAGCGGUGUUGAAGAAAGCGAGUGUAUGUGUGGAGUGUGAGAGUGUACCAGGUAUAUGUGACGUGUGUUAUGAUAUGGAAGAUGGAUGGCUGUGUGGGCUGCUGGAAAUCAUACAAAGGGAAGCAACUGCGACAUUAAAAAGUGCUCGGAACCAUAACAACACAGAGUCAAUGGACAAGUGCAUACUGAUAGAUGAGAAUUUGGACUUCGGGGGGAAAACAAACUCUUAUAAACUCAUUAUCAUUAUUGGCUAAGUUUGCAAAGUGUUCUCAAGUAAUUUUUUUUAGGCCACCUAAUGUCAGACAAUUGAUUCAAUUGUCUAUUGAAGUCGUCGGUCUCUGUAUUUAAUGAACAACUAAACUACAAAUAUGUUUGGACAUUUUUACUGGUAAAAUAUUUCGAAUAUUUCAUAAAAAAAGUUAUUUUGAUGUUUAGAUUUUGUUUAGGACCAUGAAAGUAAACUUACUCUGCCAUUUUGAUAUUUUCAAAUGUGUGAUGUCUGUGUUGAGCAGAUAUCGCAUCAUCUUAAACUUAAAUUUUUCAUAAUUACUGCAUAUUAUGUUUCAUCUCAUUGUUCAUGAUAUGUAAAUUUUAUCCUUUUACAUGAAUCUAAUAAAACAGUUGUUUUUGUA